AUGAGCUCCUCCUUGGAGUGGCGAAUGCGCAAGCAGCAGAGCAAGCUAGGGUUGCCGGUAGACGAGCCGGAGCAGCAGCAGGAGAAGUUAGGCUGGCCGUUAGUUAAGCCGGAGCAGCAGCACAGGGAGUUAGGGUGGCCGAUAGAUAAGCCGGAGCAGGAGCAGGGGGGAUUAGGGUGGUCUGUAGAUAAGUGGGUGGAGGAACAGGGGCAGCGGCGACCACAGCAUCAUACGGCUGACGCAAGCAGCAGCUUCUUCCACGUAGGCAGCACCGCAAAUCUAGUCAGCAACGGCGUCAUCCGUGUAGAUAGCAGCCGAGUAGAGAUCCACGUGGAAUUAGCAGGAGACGAGAGAGCAGCAGCGAAGGAGGAUGGAGCGGAAUUAGAACGAGCAGCGGCGGUCAGAUGGCGGGCGGAGAGGCAGUUGAUGAUUGCGUUGAGAGCAGCGGCAGCAGGGGGGUGGGUGGGGGCACUGGAAAGGCCGAGAGCUGUAGGGAACGCGAGUGUCUCAGGUUCGGCUCAACAGUCGCUAGGACAACCGAGAGUAGCAGGGAACGUGGGUGCCAACGUGGCAGGGAACGUGGCCAGGAACCUGCGUGCUACUGCGUUGAGGAGCAGGAAGCUGGCGGCCGCGAAGCUGCCGUCACAGAAAGGCUUCGUGAGCAUAGACUGUGGCUACAUGGGAUCUGCUGGAGCUAGCAACCUCGGUCUCAAGUGGUUACCAGACACGGCAGCGCCGGGCGGCAGUGUGGCGGUGAUCACCCGCGUGCCGGACGAACUGGUGGGGCAGGUGACGGUGGAGCAGACGCUGAGGGUGUUUGACGAUGGGAAGCCGUCAAACUGCUACCAGAUCCCCCUGGUUGCCCCAGGUCGCUACCUGGUGCGUCUCACCUUCUGGUACGGCAACUACGAUGGCAAGAACAUGCCACCCGUUUUCAACGUCACAGUCGGCACUGUGUCGCUAGGCCAGUACACGCCAUCUAACGACCAGAUUCUUGUACUGGAGGUGAUAGUAACGGUGCCAGCGCGCACCAUGGCCAUCUGCCUCGUGCGCGUCUCCGCCGACCCCAUUAUCAACGCCAUUGAAGUCCGCCCGCUCCCCGCCGGUGCUUAUAACGCCAGCGACUAUAGCGAGCAGGUGCUGCUGAACUACUGGAGGCUCACUUGUGCUGGCGACUCGUUCUUUGUGGGCUCUUAUCGGUAUCCCGAUGACCCACUCGAUCGUGUGUGGUACGCAGACAUGCCUCUCUUUGGCGACCCCACUCCCGGCACCUACACCUACAUCCCUUCAGCCGCCUCUGUAGCGGUUGCCAACACCAAUGUGGCCAUCCCUGCCAGCAUGAGCAGCAAUGCCGUGCCUCAGUUUGUGGUGCAGAAGGCGAGGACGACUAAGAGCCCUCAGGGCCUCACUUAUCGCUUCUAUGGGCUGGCUCCGGGGAAGUACCAGGCCUAUUUAUAUUUCACAGACAUCAUUCCUCCUACUCCUACUGCCAAGGUCACCACCAACACCAGCGCCCCAUCAGCUGACUUGCUGCUCGCCAUUCUCAUCAACGGCGCACCUCUCCUGCGCAACGCCCCCGCCCUGCCCUCUGCCGCUAACCGCCAGUGGAACAAAAACACCGCCGGGCAGCUCAGCUUCGCUUUUGACGUCGUUGGGGCAGCUGGAGGGGCAGGUGGAAAUGCGACGGCAUCAGCGCAGGGGGCCGGGCAGGGGGGCGGGCAAGGGAACGGACAGGGGAACGGGCAGCAGCAGGGGCCGCUGGGAACGGUGGCAGAGACGAGCAUACAGCUGAAGGCAGAGGAAGGGAGUAGGGUGAAGGAGGUGGGGCUGGCUGGGCUCGAGCUGUAUACUGUGGUGGAGCCAAAGGCUGCUGUGCCAAAGGAGCAAGUUCGCGCCCUGUCAUGCAUCAAAGCACAGAUGGGCGGGGCAGCAGCGUUGGAUGGCUGGACUGGCGGGGCAACCCUCACAGCGUUGGAUGGCUGGACUGGCGACCCCUGCUACCCCAUUGUGUGGCCGGGAGUCACUUGCAAGACCUCCCGCCUCCAUUCUUCCGUCAUCGGCCUGAAUCUAACCCACCUCAACAUCUCCGGUCCUUUCUCAGCCUGCAUCUCCGAGCUCACCACACUGCAGACUCUCUGGAUGGACCACAACCGGCUUCAAGGCUCCAUCCCCUCGUCUAUUGGGAACCUCACCCAGCUGCGAUCCAUCAAGCUCAACAACAACAAGCUGUCAGGGCCUGUCCCCGCCUCCCUUGCUGCUCUGCCCAACCUGCAGUUCCUAGACCUAAGCUCCAACAAUCUCUCCGGCCCCUUACCUUUCAACAGCUCCAGCGACGUGCAGAUUGGUGUCUCAGGCAACCUCAAUCUCUGCUCCCCAGACGCCUCCUUCGGCCUCCCUCCCUGCAACAACACCAUCCCCACCCCCUUCUCCUCCCCAUCUGACACGUCAGCACAAACUGCCACGUCACCUGCAGCCAUGAGCACAGCUGUCCUCAUGGCGCUCAUCCUAGGUGUCAUAAUCGGCGUGCUAAUGGUGCUCCUCGCCAGCUGGCUGCUGCUGAGGUGGCAGCAGCGGGCGGCAGAGAGAGGAGGCAUGGGAGGAAGGAGCGGUGCUGGUGGUGGUGGUGGCGGUGAUGGUAUGGGGGGAGAUGGGUUGGGGCAGCAGCCGCCUGUGGUGGUGUAUGUGCAUGGGGACACGGGGGCUGUGACCGUGCAAGCAGCAGACUCUGCUGGAGCAACUCUCUACACACAGAGCAACCAAGACCUCCUCUCGCCCAAGGCUGCUGCAGGCUUGGCCCCUGCAGCAGUAACAGCAGCAGCAGCAGCGAAAACAGCAGCUUUGGAAGCAACCGACUCACCUGCAUCCAAAGCCGCUGGCCUCCCAGCGUUUCCUGCCAGCCAAGAGGAGACUCCCCUGCUGGCUCCUGCUCCUGACAAGCCGCCAUCAGCAGCAGCAGCGGCCGUGUCAGCAGAAGCAGCAGUGCCAGCAGCGCCGACCGAGGGGAUGGUUGUGCCAGGUGCUGGGAAUGCUGUGGGACCAGCAGCGUUUGCUGCAGGAGCAGCAGCGCUUGCCACAGGUGCAGUAGCGGCUGCUACAGCCAGAUCUCCUGCAAGAGGGAAGGCGGCAUCAACUCCUGUUGCAAGUCCGGCUGUGGCGCAGGGCUUGGCAGUUAGAGGAGCAGCAAGCGCAGGCCCGCUGGCCGCUGCAGGUGCUGAUGCUGCUGCUGGUGCUCCCGCUACAGAUGCUACUGAUGCUAGUGGUAUUAGUGCUACUCCUGUAGCUGCUACAGCCGCCGUUGCUACAGCCGCUGCUGCUACAACCGCUGCUGCUGCACGUGCCGAUCAUUCCAUGGCAUACUUAGUCGCCCCAGGCUCCUCCGCCCGCCGCUUCGCCCUCGCAACCCUCUCCACCGCAACCAACCACUUCUCACCGUCCGAAAUCAUCGGGUCAGGGGGCUUUGGGCCUGUAUACCGGGGUGUGUUACCAGACGGACGGAUGGUAGCAGUGAAACGCAGGGACGAUGAUUCAUUGCAAGGAGACAGGGAGUUUGUGAAUGAGGUGGACCUGCUCUCCCGAGCCUGCCACCCGAACCUGGUGGAGCUGGUUGGGUACUGCAGAGAGGCUCGGCAGCACCUGUUGGUGUAUGAGUUCAUGCCGAACGGGACGGUGAGGGAGCAUCUGUACGACCAGAUGGGGCAGCCUCUCGGCCGGCUGCGAUGGCUUACACGCAUUCAGAUCGCACUUGGUGCUGGUAGAGCCAUCCAGUACCUACACACGUGUCUCCAGCCACCCAUCAUUCAUCGUGACAUCAAGACAAGCAACAUCCUGCUGGACGGCCGGCUGAACGCGCGGGUGGCAGAUUUUGGACUGUCCCGGGUGGGCCCGCAGGACAACAGGAGCCACGUGUCUACCGUUGUCAAAGGCACGGCGGGAUACCUGGAUCCUGAGUACUUCACCAUUCAGCAGCUGACGGAUCGCAGUGACGUGUUCAGUUUCGGUGUGGUGCUGCUGGAGUUGAUAUCGGGCCAGCAGCCCAUCGACCUCAACCGCCCCCAGCAGCACUGGAGCAUCAUUGACUGGGCGCGCGACCACUUGCAGCAGGGCAACAUCCGGGCAGUAGCAGACCCCACUGUUAAUGCUUUCCUCGAUCCCCCUGCCCUUACAUGCACUUUCUCACCCCUCCCUAUCCCAGGCGCGCGACCACUUGCAGCAGGGCAACAUCCGGGCAGUGGCAGACCCCACCCUCCUCCCGCACGAGUGGGACGAAGAAGCCAUGUGGCGGGUGGCGGAGGUCGGCAUGGUGUGUGUCGAGCCCAAGUCACUCAACCGCCCUCCGAUCACCGAGGUGGUGGUUGA
This is a messenger RNA of Closterium sp. Naga37s-1, 4356 nucleotides long. NCBI's taxonomy places the organism in Eukaryota, Viridiplantae, Streptophyta, Zygnematophyceae, Desmidiales, Closteriaceae. The record is from the annotation of a GenBank genome assembly.